Cyphomyrmex costatus is the source of this 654-nucleotide messenger RNA. It is a transcript of the gene Trs23, whose product is annotated as trafficking protein particle complex subunit 4-like protein Trs23. Bases 1 to 654 code for a protein of 217 amino acids. The record is from RefSeq and is a predicted model, not a curated record. Gene Ontology annotation, cellular component: TRAPP complex. Lineage: Eukaryota; Metazoa; Arthropoda; Insecta; Hymenoptera; Formicidae. Gene Ontology annotation, biological process: endoplasmic reticulum to Golgi vesicle-mediated transport. The transcript is spliced from 2 exons.
AUGGUGAUAUAUGGUGUUUAUAUUGUAUCUAAGUCUGGUGGUUUGAUCUUCAAUCAUGAUCACAAUGUACCAAAAAUUGAAGUCGAGAAAUCCUUUAAUUUUCCACUUAAUAUUAAAUUAAACUAUGAGAAUAAGAAGGUAGUAGUAGCUUUUGGGCAGAAAGAUGGAAUACAUGUGGGACAUGUAUUAACAACUGCAAAUGGAAUUGCAGUCACAGGACGUGAGCUUGAAGAUGGAAGAGACAUCCUAGAAAUGUUGGAGCAACCAGAAAAUUUCCCUAUAACAUUAAAAUUUAGUCGAGCAAAGAUGACAACAAAUGAGAAAAUAUUUUUAGCUUCUAUGUUUUAUCCUCUCUUUGCAAUAGCAAGCCAACUGAGUCCGGAACCAAGAAGUUCCGGGAUUGAGAUUCUUGAAGCAGAUACAUUUCGUUUAUAUUGUUAUCAGACAUUGACGGGUAUUAAGUUCAUGAUAGUAGCAGAGCCAUCACAAUCAGGCAUGGAAAUUUUUUUGAAAAGAGUAUAUGAUUUAUAUGCAGAUUAUGCACUAAAAAAUCCAUUUUACGCGCUAGAAAUGCCUAUCCGAUGUGAAUUAUUCGAAACUAAUUUACAGACAUUAUUGGAAACUGUAGAAAAAUCUGGGAUAAACAAUGUUUAA